GGCCCGGCGUGACAGCGGGCGAGGUGGCGCGAGCUCGGGCGGGCGAUGGGGCUGCUCAGCAUCCUGAAGAAGAUGCGGCAGAAGGAGCGGGAGCUGCGACUGCUUAUGCUGGGCCUAGACAAUGCUGGCAAAACAACCAUCCUGAAGAAGUUCAAUGGGGACGAGAUUGAUACCAUCUCGCCCACGUUAGGGUUCAACAUCAAGACGCUGGAGCAUCGUGGCUUCAAGUUGAACAUCUGGGAUGUGGGGGGCCAGAAGUCCCUGCGCUCUUACUGGAGGAACUACUUUGAGAGCACGGACGGCCUCAUCUGGGUGGUGGACAGUGCCGACCGCCAGCGUCUGGAUGACUGCAAGCGGGAACUGCAGAGCCUUCUGGUGGAAGAGCGCUUGGCUGGAGCCACCUUGCUCAUCUUUGCCAACAAGCAGGACCUGCCAGGGGCACUGAGUGCCAGUGCCAUCCAGGAGGCUUUGGACCUUGACAGCAUCCACAGCCACCACUGGUGCAUCCAAGGCUGCAGCGCCUUCACGGGGGAGAAUUUGCUGGCAGGCAUCGACUGGCUACUGGAUGACAUCUCGAACCGGAUAUUCACAGCGGACUAAGCAGCGGUGGGGACAGGCAUACCCCGCCUCCCCAUGAGCCUGUGUGGCUGGGGGCUCGGAC
Euleptes europaea (tarantolino) is the source of this 661-nucleotide messenger RNA. It is a transcript of the gene ARL2, whose product is annotated as ADP ribosylation factor like GTPase 2. The record is from RefSeq and is a predicted model, not a curated record. Bases 46 to 600 code for a protein of 184 amino acids. Gene Ontology annotation, biological process: protein folding. Lineage: Eukaryota; Metazoa; Chordata; Lepidosauria; Squamata; Sphaerodactylidae. Gene Ontology annotation, molecular function: GTP binding; GTPase activity. Gene Ontology annotation, cellular component: microtubule cytoskeleton; cytoplasm. The transcript is spliced from 5 exons.